AUCACUUCCUACUUGUAUUUGAAAAAGAAAGAAAAACAGAGAGAGAGAGGGAGAAGCCAAAAAAAAAAACAGAGAAGCAGAAAAAAAUAAAUUCCUUCACCCAAACCCUAGAAUUUUUUUUAGAAAGUUUUGUUUUUUCGAUCUGUUUCUGUGUGAAAAGAUGAUGAAAGGUCUGAUUGGGUAUAGAUUUAGUCCGACGGGAGAGGAAGUGAUCAACCAUUACCUAAAGAACAAACUUCUGGGUAAGUAUUGGCUCGUUGAUGAAGCUAUUAGCGAGAUCAACAUCUUGAGUCACAAACCCAGCAAGGAUUUGCCUAAGUUAGCUAGGAUCCAAUCGGAAGAUCUUGAAUGGUAUUUCUUCUCUCCGAUUGAGUACACGAACCCGAAUAAGAUGAAAAUGAAGAGGACGACAGGUUCUGGGUUUUGGAAACCUACUGGUGUUGAUCGGGAAAUUAGGGAUAAAAGAGGAAAUGGUGUUGUGAUAGGGAUUAAGAAGACGCUUGUGUACCAUGAAGGUAAGAGUCCUCAUGGAGUUAGAACUCCUUGGGUUAUGCACGAGUAUCACAUCACUUGCUUGCCUCAUCAUAAGAGGAAAUAUGUUGUCUGCCAAGUAAAGUAUAAGGGUGAAGCUGCAGAAAUUUCAUAUGAGCCAAGUCCCUCUUUGGUAUCCGAUUCGCAUACCGUCAUAGCGAUUACCGGAGAACCGGAACCUGAGCUUCAGGUUGAGCAGCCAGGUAAAGAAAAUCUCUUGGGUAUGUCUGUAGAUGAUUUGAUAGAACCAAUGAACCAACAAGAGGAGCCACAAGGUCCUCACUUAGCUCCGAAUGAUGAUGAGUUUAUACGUGGAUUGAGGCAUGUUGAUCGAGGGACGGUUGAAUAUUUGUUUGCCAAUGAAGAAAACAUGGAUGGUUUGUCUAUGAAUGACUUGAGAAUCCCAAUGAUCGUCCAACAAGAGGAUCUCUCUGAGUGGGAGGGAUUUAACGCAGACACCUUUUUCAGCGACAACAACAAUAACUAUAACCUUAACGUGCAUCAUCAACUAACGCCUUACGGCGAUGGCUAUUUGAAUGCAUUUUCGGGUUAUAACGAAGGGAAUCCUCCCGAUCACGAAUUAGUGAUGCAAGAGAACCGCAACGAUCACAUGCCAAGGAAACCUGUGACAGGGACCAUUGAUUAUAGCAGCGAUAGUGGCAGUGAUGCUGGAUCCAUAUCUACAACGAGUUACCAAGGAACAUCAAGUCCAAAUAUUAGUGUUGGUAGUUCAAGUAGACACUUGUCAAGUUGCUCAAGCACAGACUCUUGCAAAGAUCUACAAACUUGUACAGAUCCUUCAAUAAUCAGUAGAGAGAUCCGGGAAUUAACACAAGAGGUCUUGAGUUGCUCUUAUGUUGAUUUUGUUGCUAUUUGUUUGUAUCUUGUAAUCUAAAACAUAUGUUGGACUUUAAAGAUGAUGAUUAUGUGAUUUUCCUUUUCAGGUGAAACAAGAAAUCCCAAGAGCUGUUGAUGCACCCAUGAACAAUGAGUCAUCUUUGGUGAAAACAGAGAAGAAAGGCUUGUUUAUUGUAGAGGACGCAAUGGAGAGAAACCGCAAGAAACCACGAUUUAUCUAUCUCAUGAAGAUGAUCAUAGGCAACAUCAUAUCGGUUUUACUACCCGUCAAAAGAUUGAUCCCGGUGAAGAAGUUAUGA
Arabidopsis thaliana (thale cress) is the source of this 1688-nucleotide messenger RNA. RefSeq names its product NAC with transmembrane motif1 (gene NTM1). Gene Ontology annotation, molecular function: DNA binding. The transcript has 5 exons. Gene Ontology annotation, biological process: regulation of DNA-templated transcription. Gene Ontology annotation, cellular component: membrane; nucleus. Lineage: Eukaryota; Viridiplantae; Streptophyta; Magnoliopsida; Brassicales; Brassicaceae. The coding region runs from base 161 to 1426 and encodes 421 amino acids. The record is from RefSeq and is marked reviewed.